AUGGAUGUCAAAGAAUGCGUCAGUUGCCUUCAAGACUUUCCAUCCCUUGAGCUCUAUCAAUGUCCAUGCUCACACAAAUACUGUCGCGAAUGUCUUACUGCUCUCCUCUACUUAUCUCUUCGAGACGAAUGGCGCUUCCCACCACGCUGCUGUCGGGAGCCCAUCCCCAUCCCCCUCAUCGGCUGGUUCUCAGAGGAGCUUCUCCUUCGAUUCCGUGACAGACAGCUGGAAUACGAUACGCCGGAUCGUACAUACUGCAGUGCGCCAACAUGCUCAACAUUUGUGCCACCAGCGUGUAUCGUGGGCACGAUCGCACAAUGUCCUACAUGCAGUCAACUGACAUGCACUAAUUGCAAAGGAGAACGACACGAAGGCUUCUGCAGGCAAGAUGACGCAUUGCGAGAGCUUCAAAGGCUUGCAGACGAGAAUCAAUGGGAGACUUGUUAUGCCUGCAACCGGAUGGUCGAACUUCUAGGUGGAUGCGUUCAUAUCACCUGUCGAUGCGGAGCCGAAUUUUGCUAUGUCUGCGGAACUCCAUGGAAGAACUGCGGUUGCCCAGUAGAGAUUGAGAAUCGAGGAGUGCACUCAUGA
Messenger RNA from Fusarium pseudograminearum CS3096, 591 nucleotides. RefSeq lists its product as uncharacterized. Gene Ontology annotation, molecular function: ubiquitin conjugating enzyme binding; zinc ion binding; ubiquitin protein ligase activity. The record is from RefSeq and is a predicted model, not a curated record. Gene Ontology annotation, cellular component: ubiquitin ligase complex; cytoplasm. Lineage: Eukaryota; Fungi; Ascomycota; Sordariomycetes; Hypocreales; Nectriaceae. Gene Ontology annotation, biological process: protein polyubiquitination; positive regulation of proteasomal ubiquitin-dependent protein catabolic process; ubiquitin-dependent protein catabolic process. Bases 1 to 591 code for a protein of 196 amino acids. The transcript has 2 exons.